UUAACGUAAUCUUUAAUUUCCUCUACAUAUAACACCAACUCUCUCCGUAAAUUCAUCUCCCAAAUUCUCUUGAACCCAAUUGUUCAUAUACAUUCUCAGCCCCAAAUAUGGGCAAGGAGUGUUCCCACGACCACAAGGAGUGUUGCGACGACAGCAAGUGCAAGCUGCCUCGACGAUGGCUAAUCAUUGUCAUCGUGGCCUUUGUCUUUGCUAACCUCCUCGUCAUCUUUCUGUUCUGGGUAAUCACAACGCCUACAAAACCAACCUUCGUCCUCCAGGAUGCAACACUUUCUACAUUCAGCCUCUCCUCCCUCUCAUCUCCAACAGUCUUAACCACAAAUCUUCAAGUCACAAUCUCCACCCGGAACCCCAACCAGAAUAUAGGUAUAUACUACGAAAAGGUUGAAGUCUCCGCUACUUACAGGAACCAGCAGAUAACACUUGCGACUAUGCUUCCGACGACCUACCAGGGUCACAAAGAUAUCACUGUUUGGUCGCCGUUUGUGUGCGGUAAUGCCGUGCCUUUGUCGCCAUUGGUCGCUGAUGCUUUGACCGAAGACUUGAAUACUGGGAUGGUGCUGCUGAAUAUAAAGGUUGAUGGGCAAAUUAAGUCGAAAGUUGGGACUUUGUUUGAACGAAAGUAUCGAUUGAAUGUUAACUGUCCGGCUUAUAUCUCGUUUGGUGGGAAGAAUAAAGGCAUUGCUUGUUGUGCCACUGGCGCCGCCAUUAAAUUUCAGUUUGUCCAACGAUGCAUUGUUGAAAUUUAAUCAACAAAUUCGUCUGCUAUAAAUAAUGUUAUUCGGUAGUUCUUUUUUUUUUCCCCCCUUUUUCAUGAAUAAAUUGCUUUGUUAUAUGAAUAAUUUCUCAUUUGGUUAAUAUGAAAAUCAGGUCAUAUAUGUA
This is a messenger RNA of Mangifera indica (mango), 900 nucleotides long. RefSeq names its product NDR1/HIN1-like protein 1. Gene Ontology annotation, biological process: defense response to other organism. Lineage: Eukaryota; Viridiplantae; Streptophyta; Magnoliopsida; Sapindales; Anacardiaceae. The transcript has a single exon. The record is from RefSeq and is a predicted model, not a curated record. The coding region runs from base 108 to 767 and encodes 219 amino acids.